AUCCACGAGCUUCUGAAGAUUGUCGCAGAGACUUGGAUUCUUGGCCAUACCUCAAAAGAAAGACCGGGGGAAAGAAGGAAAUAGCAUCAUGUCGGAAGUGAGGACCGACGAACCCAUGGCGCCUGCGAGAGCUACAGCGCCAUCGCCAUCCCGCACUCCCCAACCUGCGACGCAGGCUCAGCAGUCUGCGGUGCUUGGCUCGACUGCUCAUCCACAGCAGCCAGUAUAUUCACAGUAUCCUUAUGCUCCACCUCAGUUUGUUCAACAGUCUCGAGUCAUACCAUACGACAAGACAUGGCAUUUGAUCAAGCUCGUUCUCAGGGCUGCGUCGCUGGUGUGUUGCGUUGUUUUGCUAGGCAUAUCCAUCGCUAUAUCCAUCGGCCCAGGAUACGAUGGUUGGAAUAUCACUAUAUACUGGGUUGCGCCUCUCGUUGCCGUGGCAGGCAUAUGGGACCUUGCGGAACUGAUAACCAUCCUCGCAUGUGGGAAACGCAACGGCGCACAGCACCGCCGAGGCAUACAUCCCGGCGCUCAUGUUGGUGUGGAACUAUGUAUCUGGCUAGCUGGCGUCUUUUGUGUCUUUGUGUCCGUCAUGGCAUAUUACUCCGCAGUUUCUCAACUACGUAACUGUCAGGAGGAACAGGAGGAUGGCCGUUCUUCGUCAAGCAGCUCCUAUUACUCGUAUUACUGUGACGAGGACGAAUGGGCCAUACUGUCGAAAGGUACAGUCGUUCCUAUACUUAGGGCCAUUGAAGCCUUCAUUGCCCUUUUGACGCUUGUGCACUUUAUCCUGUUUGUCUAUGCUUGCAUUGAGACGAACCAACGUAACAGGAGCCGCUCUCAGUACAUGAUGAUGCCGCCGCAGAUGUACUACGGCCCCCAACCCGGUAUGGCACCGUACGGCUACCCGACGAUGCCUCCUCAAGCAUACAUGGCUGCUCCUCAAGGUGCUUCCUCGAACGAGAAAUCGACUGCAGCCAUCCCACAGCCGCAAGGUAACCACUCCAACUUUGCCGGCUUCUACGCUCCCGCUGGAGCUACACCAGCGUAUCCACCGCAGCCUCAAGCCACACCAAAGGAGCCCAUAGCGGCCAGUAGCAGCGCAUAGCACUAGCAUCAAUGAUAUAAUUGUCUAUGGCUGCAUGCAUUUAGCGAAAAGGCGACGUUUUUGAUAGAUACCUAUUGUUUUCAGUAGAUAGCACAUACCACGUAAUGUAAUCUUAAAGAGCUUCACCCCGCAUCACGCCCUUCCCCGUCACGUAGAGUACCGCUGGUCUUACCGCGAUUACCCGAGAUCUCUUGACCCUUGGAAUGUGUCUGUGCUAUUACCAUGGUUGCCCAGAGUGCAGGCCACGGCUCG
Molecule: messenger RNA, 1360 nt
Organism: Truncatella angustata
Lineage: Eukaryota; Fungi; Ascomycota; Sordariomycetes; Amphisphaeriales; Sporocadaceae
Exons: 2
Coding region: 89-1108 (339 amino acids)
Source: RefSeq, a predicted model, not a curated record